AUGUCUGUCUUCCGCAGCGAGGCGCAUCGCGCCAUGUUCCUGCGCAUGGUCGCGCUCCAGCUGCGUUGCAAUAUUUUGCGGCGCUUCGGCGGCGUGCGCCAGGAGGAGUGCCGCGUGCUGCGCUCGCGACCGGCGCGCCGGCUCCUGAUGCACUGGGCCUCAGACAUCGUGGAUCGAUUGCCCAGUGAUUCCGCAUCGCAAUCGUCUUUUGUAGCCCGUGAGUCCGCUAGGGUCCCGCCCCGUGUGCUACGCGACCCGGCUGUGGAGCCCCUGCUUCGGGAGGAUGCCGGCCUGCGCUGGCUUGUGUCACGUCUGGAGAGCGACGACGCACUUGUGCCCAAGCCGCACUUCCCGUCGGUGCUGCGCUACAACCUGCCGCAGUUCCCCUUCAAGCCGUACGAGAUCAACAAGGCGCGGCAUCUGUACGGGUUGCUGAAGUUCCCGUUUUACAGCCUCACGGCGGACGUCAACCGCGCUCCCAGCGAGAAGUUCACCGGGCUGCAGGAGCCCGUGAUGCCGAACGAAUGCAAGGUGCCUGGGGAGCACAACAUCGCAUCGGAGUUCGUGUACCAGGACGGCGGCACUUUGGGUAGCGUGGAUUACAUUUACGCGCCCAGCGAAGUGGAGACUGGCCUUGCCGGCAGGGUCAUUUAG
Messenger RNA from Babesia ovata, 654 nucleotides. RefSeq lists its product as uncharacterized. The transcript is spliced from 2 exons. NCBI's taxonomy places the organism in Eukaryota, Apicomplexa, Aconoidasida, Piroplasmida, Babesiidae. The coding region runs from base 1 to 654 and encodes 217 amino acids. The record is from RefSeq and is a predicted model, not a curated record.